GUUGAGUGGUUGUGUGGUGUCCCCUUUUCCUAAUUCAGUUCGAACAAACUCAGCCUGGGAAUGUUCAGUUACAGAAACAGGUUAUUUCCACAAACAUACACACAAACAUGCACACACUCACAUGUAUAACUGUGGCCAAGACUAUAGACGGACGGUAGAUGUUAUCAGAAGUUAAACAAGGUUUUAAUGGGCUGUCUCUACAUUAAUUAAGAGAAAUAUAUCUACAGUCCAUUCCAACAGUGUCCGCUUCAUACCCUUAUUAAGUCAGCUAGAGGUUCUGUAGAGUAGCUUUGUGGUGCUGAGUCUAGCUGACUUCCUGUGUCUAGUUCUGUGCCCUCAAUUGCUGUCGUUAUUGAAACUCUAAAUCACCCUGACCUCUUAUCCCCCUGAACCCCAGAAUGACUCCUUAUCCCCCAAGCUCUUCAUGCAUCAUUGUGUUUCUACCACAGGCACAGGACAUCUCUGAAACUCUGUCAUCCUGACAUGUGGCUUGUUGUAAAGCCCUGAGGACUCUUUUAGAUGUAUUUUAAUGUGACAAUCAUCAGGCCUAUUUGCAGACUUUCAUUAUUGUGUGUGUGUGUGUGUGUGUGUGUGUGUGUGUGGGAGUGCAUGCGUGUGGGUGUGCGUGUGUGCGUGUCCUCAGUGAACAUUGUGGCCAUGUUGCGUAACUUUUGGGAGCAGAAACAGGUGAAGGGGUCCGACAGCCAAUCAGAGGACUCGGUGAAGGGCUCUGUCAGCCAAUCAGAGGGCUUAUUGUUGUAUGAGUCUGCCCCUUCCCCAGGACCCCCUUACAUCUGCUACGUCACUCUACCUGGAGGAAGCUGCUUUGGAAACUAUAAGGAGUGUGAGACCCAGGCGGAAGCUCGUAGGGAUGCGGCGCGUGUCGCUCUGAUGAACUCUCUAGUGAACGAGCUGCCGUCUAGACUAAUCACUCCUCUUUUCAUCACACACAGCCUGCAGGAGGCUGCCUCCGCCAGCACCGUCUCUGUGGAGGAUGCCUGUGAUCCUAGCACCAGUAUAGGAACCUAUUGUCUCCUGCUCCAGUCAUACACUGGCAGAACCAUGUUGGAGUUCCAGGAGGGGAUGACAGUGUUUCAGUUGUUACACUGGAACGGGACGUUGAAGGUUCUAAGGGAGAGACAGUGUUCCCGCCAGAGUGUGAUUGGUUAUUACUCGCAGCGGGAACUGGAUGCCAGCAUGCGCAGCAGCAUGGCUCUGGAUUGGCUGGGCAGGGAGCGGCAGACUCCAAGGCUGCUGAGGAUGGAGCUACGAGCAGCACAGAGGGAACUGGACGUGGCUAGGCGUCAUGGCAAUGAACUCCGCUUCUACAAGGAGAAAACAGAGAUCCUUAGCCUGGCACUGAGUCAAGCAUUCACACACCAACCACACACAGAUUCACAUGAAUCACCUGAACCACACAUACACCACCAAUGAGUCGCACAUACACACACAAACUACAUGAACCACCUGAACCACACAUAAACUACGAACCAUUAACAAUCCAGACAAAGCCCCUGAUCCACACAUGAAACCCUGAACCACCAUACAUACACCCAGCUAAGCCUUUUUACAUAGAAAGUGAAUGUUGUCCCUGGUGGUAGAGAGAUCAACUCAACCAUAGAACCUGCGGGUGGAAUCAGAUGAGAACAACAGAUGCCGUGUUCACAUACUAGUUGGAACUAGAAAACUCUGAAAUUUCCGGCUUGCUCUGGUUGUAGUUGUUUAUACAUUUACUGCAUUUAACGAAUCAGCAAGUUGGUCAUUUCUGAGUUUCCUAGUUUCCACUAGCAUGUGAACAGUGGCAAGAGAAAAGAGGCGCUUCAUCAAGAGGGACUGAGCAGGUGAUUAGGUCAAAGGUCACCAUAAACACUGCCAGGCUACCAUCAACAUUACACAAACAGAGAACUGUUUACUUUAUAGCUGCUGUCAAAUUCAAGACACAGCUGAGACAGCUGACUGUGAAAUAUGUGUGUACAUAUGAAAUAAAUACUUUGUCUGUCUGCUAUAUAAUUAUAUAACAUAUUUCCAACUAGUUUUCAUUGGGAAGGCAGAUAAAGCGUUUUUAUCAAAAGCAAAGCAAUCACUUGUGCAUGUGAAAACACCAAAUCCUACUCAUUACUCCACGUGCUUAAUUAUGUCACUUUUGUUUUGAGCGUUCAGCAUGUUGUUGGAAGACCAAAGCUAAAGUAAUAUGAAGUUUGGGAACACACAAGUUAUGCUUCUUGAUAAUCAUAGAUAGAUUUAACUACACUAUAUAUACACAAAGGUAUGUGGACACCCAUUCAAAUUAGUUGAUUCGGCUAUUUCACCCAUAGGCCUACCUGUUGCUGACAGGGGUAUAAAAUCGAGCACACAGCCAUGCAAUCUCC
Messenger RNA from Coregonus clupeaformis (lake whitefish), 2369 nucleotides. RefSeq names its product protein limb expression 1 homolog. Gene Ontology annotation, biological process: autophagosome maturation. NCBI's taxonomy places the organism in Eukaryota, Metazoa, Chordata, Actinopteri, Salmoniformes, Salmonidae. The transcript has 5 exons. Gene Ontology annotation, cellular component: cytoplasm. The coding region runs from base 520 to 1434 and encodes 304 amino acids. The record is from RefSeq and is a predicted model, not a curated record.